AUGCCGUACUGUUGCGUACCACGCUGCAAGUCUUCGAGCAAACAACGGACGCCGGGCAUAUCGUUCCACGAGAUACCAAGUGAUCCGGAACUUCGAGCGAAAUGGCUAAAGGUCUUUUCUCGGGACGACUGGACACCGAAUACGCUGUCGUGCUACUCGACUGUAUGCAACCGACACUUCGGUUCCUCCGACCUCAAGGAGGGCUGCAAAAUUUUCAAACUCAAGAAAGACGCUGUUCCCAGCAUUUUCGAAGAGUAUCUGCCGUACCUGCAGUCUCCGAAAAAGAGAGAGAGAAGCGACGUGUCUGUGAGGAAACGCGAGGCAGCUGCGCCAGUGAACACACCACUGCGGAAACGAAGAGCAGUUGAGAGCCAACUGGAGACUCCUUCACUUCCUCGCAAUGGCUUGCCGUCUGUCGAUGUCGACUCUCAAGAUUUAUCACAGAUGAUUCGCACCGCAAGCGAACUGCCGUUACCUCUGGAAAACAGCGCAAGCAAGCGCUGCAUUAGUGCGACCAUGCAGGUGGACAGAGCUGUGCAGGUGUCGUCAUUAUCCUCGGUUUCAGCAAUGGUCAAACGAAAGUGGAGACGUAAGGAGCGAGAUUUGAACGCGGGAAUAGAGCGGCUCAAGAUCACCAUCGACAAGUACAAACGCAGGAACUGCAAAACCUCAAGGAAGAAUACUAUGUGUCUGCAUUCCUGA
Molecule: messenger RNA, 702 nt
Organism: Rhipicephalus microplus (southern cattle tick)
Lineage: Eukaryota; Metazoa; Arthropoda; Arachnida; Ixodida; Ixodidae
Molecular function (GO): sequence-specific DNA binding
Source: RefSeq, a predicted model, not a curated record